Molecule: messenger RNA, 741 nt
Organism: Beauveria bassiana ARSEF 2860
Lineage: Eukaryota; Fungi; Ascomycota; Sordariomycetes; Hypocreales; Cordycipitaceae
Product: replication regulator
Exons: 5
Coding region: 1-741 (246 amino acids)
Cellular component (GO): nucleus; 90S preribosome
Source: RefSeq, a predicted model, not a curated record
AUGGCCAACUUAAAAAGACGUGCCGAAGAGGCGGCUCCGGCAAAGACGAAUAAGAAGAAACGUAAGAGCAAAUUUGAGGCAGAGGAUGAGUCGCUCAACACUGAGCUCGGCCUCAACAUGCUCUUCUCACGAAUGGACAAUCAGUUACUGGCCGACUACUUGGCGCAGAAAAUUGGCAGAUUUGGCACUGACCUCAGCCCUGUUGAAUUAUCCGACAUUACCGUCUCUGCAAACGCCAUUACAGACUCUACGGGCUUUACGGAGCAGCGGACUCUGGAGAAGCUGCCGGAUUUUCUGGCCAACUUUUGCAAGAAUCCAGACAGCUUGGCCAAGGCGUCUAAAAAGAUGGCCACUCCUCAUUCCAUCAUUGUCACUGGCGCUGGACUACGCGCUGCCGAUAUCGUCAGGGCGGUCAGGAAAUUCGCUUCCAAGGAAAUUGCAGUCGCAAAGCUGUUUGCAAAGCACAUGAAGGUCGAUGAACAAGUGGCUUUCCUAAAAAAGACGCGCGUGAGCAUCGCAGUAGGCACCCCAGCGCGUCUAUCCGAACUCAUCGACAAUGGCGCCUUAUCGCUAGAAGGUCUACAUCGUAUCGUGGUCGACGCUUCGCACAUUGACCAGAAGAAGCGCGGAGUCAUGGACAUGAAGGACACAAUGAUGCCGCUUGCCAAAUUUAUUUCCAAAAAGCAAUUUCAGGAUAGAUAUACCGACGAGGAUAAGCCUUUGUCGUUGUUGUUUUUCUAA